Molecule: messenger RNA, 873 nt
Organism: Aspergillus udagawae
Lineage: Eukaryota; Fungi; Ascomycota; Eurotiomycetes; Eurotiales; Aspergillaceae
Product: acid phosphatase pho5
Exons: 2
Coding region: 1-873 (290 amino acids)
Cellular component (GO): fungal-type cell wall
Molecular function (GO): acid phosphatase activity
Source: RefSeq, a predicted model, not a curated record
AUGUCGCGCCACGCAGAGCGAUAUCCGACAAAAAAUGCCGGAGCUCGCCAUCUCUCACUUCUCAACCGGAUCAGAGACGCGAAUGUCGUUCUGAACGGCUCAUUAUCGUUCCUGAACAACUGGACCUACUUUACUGAUGAACCAUGGAAGGACUUUGACCAGUUGACCAGAACCGGCCCGUAUGCAGGCACCCUGCAAGCUUUCAUGACGGGUGUUCGCUUCCUAACCCGGUAUGAGCAUCUCCUACAGCCUGGCCGGAGGACGCGGAUCUGGGCAAGCGACUCACAGCGCGUCAUUGACACAGCAGCGUACUUUGCAUCUGGUUUUUUCGGUCUAGACUGGGAGAAGACCGAUAAAGCUGUUCUGGAAGUCAUCCCUGAGACAUUCGACCGACACGCGGAUACCCUCACGCCGGGGGAUACAUGCCUAAGGUAUAUUGAAGACGCCGACAACGGUCAUGACAACGGCUACACUAUGCUGGCGCGUUUCCAGAAUAAGUAUAUUCCGGAUAUAGCAGCGCGGCUCACCCUCAAGGAACAGAACGAGGAAAUCGGGCCGUUGACUAACCUGGAGGUCUGGAGCAUGCAGGAGAUGUGCGGGUUUGAGACUCUUGUACGAGGAUCCAGUCCUUGGUGCAGUGUAUUCACUCAAAAGGAGUGGGAAUCUUUCGCGUACGCCCGCGACGUGAUUCAUUACUAUCGUGCGGGUCCUGGCAAUCCAUAUGCCGGCGCGAUGGGUUGGCUCUGGCUCAAUGCUACGACUGCCCUACUGCACGCUGGCCCUGAGGCUGGCACCACGUUUUUCAGCUUGUCAGUAACCCUGACAGUGAUGCAACUACCCGUGAUUCCCUGGACGCCAAAAUCCACAAUUUAG